Solea solea (common sole) is the source of this 8551-nucleotide messenger RNA. It is a transcript of the gene hivep2a, whose product is annotated as HIVEP zinc finger 2a. Gene Ontology annotation, biological process: regulation of transcription by RNA polymerase II. The coding region runs from base 1160 to 8395 and encodes 2411 amino acids. Lineage: Eukaryota; Metazoa; Chordata; Actinopteri; Pleuronectiformes; Soleidae. Gene Ontology annotation, cellular component: nucleus. The transcript is spliced from 17 exons. Gene Ontology annotation, molecular function: RNA polymerase II cis-regulatory region sequence-specific DNA binding; DNA-binding transcription factor activity, RNA polymerase II-specific. The record is from RefSeq and is a predicted model, not a curated record.
UAUGGGCUUUGGUGUGGGAGAGUGAGUGGCUUACAGACUUCAGUUUGAACGUGUGACGUAGAUGUUGUAGACUUUUUAUUUCAACAAACAACUUGUAUUAGACAGACUGACAGACAGACAGGUCGCUCUGAAGGUGACCGGGGAAUCCUGUUCUCUCUUAGCCGGCAGACAGAGCCUCCUCCUCGGCCACUGCUCCUCCUCCCUCCUCCCUCUGCCCUGGUUGUGCGCUGGGGGAUCCGACGACGUCACACAAUCGCGCGCGCGCAAACACACACACACGCCCUCAAUCUCCCUCUCUCUCUCUCUCUCUCUCUCUCUCUGCUUCUAUUCUGGGAAGUGGCGCUUGGAAUAACCCCUGUGUGUGUGCGCGUGUGUGUGUGUGUAUGUGUCUCCUGAUUUCACCCUCUCACUCACACACACGCACAUACACUCACACACACACAGUCUGAGAGUGUGUGCCAGCAGCAGCAGCUCCGCUAAACAGGAAUUCUUCCAUUUUUACGCGCAACUUUUCCUCGUCGUCCUCGACUCCUCAGUGGAUUUCCCCCCUCGCGCCGUCCCGCUGUCUGUCACGGAGCCGUGGACGAGCUGUCAGGCUCGCGGACCUCCUGUCUGUCACCGCCGGGUUGACGCUUGUUGUCAUUUUCGCGCAGACACGGACGCAGCGCAGCGCACAGAGAGAGAGAGAAGGUCUCCAUGACGACAACACCAUGGCAACGAUGUUCCCUCUCUUCCGCUGUAAAGGAUGACUCCAUGAACUGACCUUCAGUGACACUGAGCAUGUGCAGAAGCAUCAGGUGCUUUUUUUUCUGUGAGAAAUCUGAAUGAAUGAGCGCUGAAGUGGCAGCAGAAGAGGAUCCUCGAGCACUUUGACUGAACAGAGAAAUCAUUCGAGGAACCUUUGUGCUUUUCAAUGAACUGGACAGAAAAACAGCACACAGAGACAAAAUGGACAGAGUAGAGACACAUUUCUGAUGUCCUCUCCACGCAAUCAGUCCAUGUCAGCAAUGGACGGGCACUUCCUGUUUUUGUGAACUGCGGCAGCCGUCAAAGAUUCAGCUACCAUGUCUUGUAGAUUGGGGGACUGGUAGCCCUCCAGGAUUUGCCCUCCCUCCCCCUCUCUCCCAACUACUCUGACCCGCAGAAGAGCCUCUUCAAAAUGGAGGCUCGUGAAUCGGCUGCCGUUGGGCACAAGACCUCCGGUCAGGAACCAGUGAAGGAGAAGGUGCCUCUGCAGAGAAAGUGGGUGUCUGAGCCAUCUGCAAACACCAAGAGUUGCACUUUUGCUGACCCAGAUUUGACACACCGGGAAAGUUUGCCUGGUGGUGCCAGUGUGGGAUCAGCACCUCAGCAGAAAUACGCAAUCACGGAAAAUUCUAGAAAGCUGUUAUCUGGACCCUCUGCAGUAGGGGCAGUAGGAGGCCCACCAUCUCAAGACCCCCAAGGGCCCUUUGCUCAGGGGUUUCAAAGGGGAUACUCCUACCAGCUGGGCCACCCAUACCCUCAGCACCCCCAAACUGAGCGCUUCCUCUCAGGAGCCAAACCCCAGCCAGGCCUGGAGCCUCAUGCCUGGCCUUUUGCAGGCCAGUUACCCUCUGAUGAUCUGUAUCCAGUAGGAUACGCAGGACAUACUCACCCUCAUGGGGCCGGUGCAGGGAGGUUUCCCCGACAGAAAUCUCCCAGUUUACCCAGCUCCUUUGGACAGUAUUCUCAGUCUGGCCCUGAGCCUGGAGAUGAGGGGUACAGCAAAAAAGAGCAGAAGCCCAAAAAGCCAGGUAAGUACUUAUGUCGCUACUGCGGGCGAGCUUGUGCCAAGCCCAGUGUCCUGAAGAAGCACAUCCGCUCACAUACUGGAGAAAGGCCAUAUCCAUGUGAACCUUGCGGCUUUUCCUUUAAAACCAAGAGCAACCUUUACAAGCAUCGCAAGUCCCACGCUCACGCCAUCAAGGCUGGACUCGUACCAUUUUCAGAGCUAGCCGUGGCCCGCGGUGGGGACCUGGAUCACGCGUCACCUGUGGGUGAGGCUGAGGUUCACUCAGAUGGAGAGCAGAGUACAGACACCGACGAGGAAGGUGUGGAGGGCCCUACCAUGCUGAUGGACAAAGACAGCCCCAUGCCGCAGAUCUCCUUUGAAGCUGACAAGAACACAGGGGGGGCGGAGCCAGCAUAUGCAGACUCGGCUGAAGAGCUGCCCGUGGGAUCUAUCAAAGUGCCUAUUCUCAUUGUUCCCAAACCUGGGGGAGUCCCCUCCACGGGUAUGGAGUGCCCACCCUUUCAGGACAUAAAGGGCUCGCAUCACAUGUUGGUGUUGCAGGUCGGCAGAAAAGCACAUUCCCUGGAUGACUCCCCAACCAUCAAGCAACGCUUGGCACUGAGGCUGAGCGAGAAGAAAGGCCAGGAUGUGGACUCUGCCAUUUCCCAGUCCCUGAACCUCCUCAGUCCUCACAGCAAAGGCAGCACAGACUCUGGUUACUUUUCACGCUCUGAGAGUGCAGAGCAGCAGAUCAGCCCCCCAAAUACUAAUGUCAAGACAUAUGAAGAGAUUAUGUUUGGACGUUCUUGGUACUACAGACCCAAUUCCAGAUCCAGACAGUCUAUCACAGUGGGAAUGGCAGGAGCUGACCCAGCUAGUCUGGCAACUUUAAAGCAAUCAGGUGCUAUUCUGGACAUGGGGAAAAUAGCUGAGGAUCCUAUCUGUUUCAGAGGGGAUGUAGGGAUCUCUGGAGAUCCCAAGCAGUAUCCAACUGGACCCUGCCAGAGCAGUACAGGGCUUUUGGAGCCUCCUUCAGAUUCUGCAACACUUAUUAGGAGUAACUCUAUGCCAACUUCUUCUCCUCCUAACCUCAGCAUCCCCCCAAGUAUUCGGGGCAGUCACUCCUUCGAUGAGAUGACAUCUGAUGACGUGUUCUACCCACAAGGCUUUCGCAGACUCAGGAGGCAGGCAGCGUUUGAACAUUCAGCCGCUGAAGCCCAUGCAGGAGAGGCUGAGGGCUACGGACCAAUGCCUAAGAAUUUAGCUCCAUCUCUGGCUAUGAAGCUCUGUGAGCGCAGCCUAGGAGUGCCAGAGCACAUGGCCCACAGCCUAUAUGGUACUAAAGUUAGCAUGUCAGAAACAGCCACAAGAAAAAGAAGGAUAGAGAAGAGUGUUGGGGAUGAGGAGGACAGCCCUGGACAUUGUGACAGUAGCUGUAGUGGUUCAGUGGAGAUGAUAGGGGACUAUGACUUUAGACAAAGUAGUCUUGAUGGGUCAAGAGCCACCCCGACAGCGAAGGGCUCUUUCAGCGCUCACAGCCAAUCAGACAGCUUUGAUACCUGUGCCAGCAUGUGCUCUGAGGACAUGGCACUGUUUCCUGACACUGAGGGCAGGAAGGCAGCUGGGAAUGUCAUAUCAGUAAUUCAACACACCAACUCCCUCAGUCGGCCAAAUUCCUUUGAGAAGUCGGAGUCCUUUGAGCAGCCAGGAUAUCAUUCUUUAGACAAAGCCCUAUCGAGCCAAUACUCUGAGCAGUCUGACACAGACAUAUUUGAAGAUGCUCUAAGUCCUGAGUCCGUCCUGCUGAGGACAGAGAGCAUGGAGCAGCAGCUGCAAAGUGACAGUGACCUUACCUCAUCCACAUCAGCUGCGGCCUCCCCUGGUCAGCCUUAUCACAUCCCACACAAACUCAUCCGACAACCCAACAUCCAAGUUCCAGAGAUCCGGGUGACAGAGGAGCCGGACAAGCCGGAGAAAGAUACCGAAUCUCAGAUGAGCAAGGAGCCGGAUAAGCAGCAGCAACACGUUGAGGAGUUCCAGCUGCCGCAGAGGAGUGACACUCUCGCCCAGAUGCCAUCAGAAAAGCUCCCACCCAAGAAGAAGAGGCUACGUCUCACAGACAUGGAGCACUCGUCGGGUGAAUCAAGCUUUGAGUCAACAUGCACAAGCCUUUCUCGCAGCCCCAGUCAGGAGAGCAAUCUGUCCCACUCCUCUUCCUUCUCCAUGUCCUUCGACAGAGAUGAAGGCCUCAAGUCUGUCUCACCCACUAAACAGGAUGACACAUCGGCCUCUGGCAGUGGAGCUAAACAAUCAGAGUUCCUGACAGUACCCGGCAGUGGUCAUUCCAGUCAUCACCAGCAGAGGGAGAUGCGGCGGUCUUCAUCAGAGCAGGCCCCGUGCACUUUGUCAAUGGAGUUGCCUGAAAUGCGCAGCAAAUCUUUUGACUAUGGAAGCUUGUCCUCAUCCAGACAGGGCGAGGUUUACUCCAGUGCCUCUUCGAUGAAGGAACGCCGGCGUGGAUAUCUUGUCCGACAGGCUUCGCUGAGUGUUUAUCCAGAGACAGUAACUCAUGAAUCCGGGGCGGAGAUGCCAAUUAAACAGGAGAGUUUAGAACACGGGUCCUGGUCUGGACCAACAGGUUCCUCUCACAGCAACAGUGAUUUAGCCAGCAGAACCAAGAGAGUUGGAAAUAGCACUGGUGGAAUAGGAUCUCACCAACACCACCAGCACCUCCUCCAGCAGAGUAUCAGUGAGGACAGCCUGCAGGACGAACCACUCUAUGGCAGGUCCCAGCAGCAUCGUCUGCAGGCGCAGGGCUCAUCAUCUGAAGGAGAAUAUCCGGGUCAUGAGGUCAUGAACAAGGAAGUAAUCCAGCAGUACCAGAGUGGCCCACCUUUACUAUCUUUCCAGCAACCAGGUCUGUUCUGGAGCCAGGAGGCUGGACAAGCUCCCAGACAUCAGGCAGCCCAGCAGCAAUUCCAAAAACUCCAAAUGAGAUCACCGGGAACCCUGACCGGACACCAGCCCCACACACAGCAGCCACUCCACUCCCAGGAUGGAAAAUCAGAAAAUGGAAGCUCUCAGAUGUAUAUGGCCUCCUUCUCACCUCGUGCCUCUCUUCUGUCCCAGCAACAGCAAAACUACGGCACACUCUCCUCUAAGCUCUCUAUGCCCAGUGCAGCCACCACCUCCAUGAUUUUACAGCAGAUUCAACCGGUCUUUGCAACCCAAAAUCUGGGAUCCCAGCCCUCACUGCCAAGUAUGAUAGUUCCUGUACGGAUCCAAACCCAUGUGCCAUCAUUUGGUAGUGUUAUGUACACUAGUGUUAGUCAGCUGGUUGCUAGCCCCAGUAAUGGAGGACAAGGGGUGGACUUAGCGAUUCUGGGUGAUGCUGACCACGGCGGCCUGUCUCCCCUAGUUGGUGGCACAAGUUUCAGCAAACCAUCUGGAGGAAUUGGUGGAGGCGUUAGCGGAGCAGGUUUCAACCUGUCACAGUUCCUGGGACCGACUGAAGGCUCAGUGCUACGCUACCCUCUGUGGAAGGUUCCAGACUCCACUCUACCAGAGCAACGACUGAACACUGGGAUCCCACUGUCACUGACGUCAGGCACCAUAUCCACCACAGAUGCCUCAGGGUCUGGCAUCGGGGGUAGCAAGCGCAUGCUGUCCCCUGCCAGCUCUCUGGAGCUCUUCAUUGAGACUAAGCAGCAGAAAAGAGUGAAGGAAGAACGAAUGUACGGACAGAUUGUCAAGGAGAUGAGUGCAGUGGAGCUGAGUGGAACUGAAAGCAGUAGCAAGACUGAGAAGAUGCAAGGCAGAGGUCUGCACACUCACCCUAAGAGUGACGGCUCCAUGGAUGACUCUCCUUCACCAUUAAGUGACUUCCCUGUUGCCCCCAAGAUUGCCAUUCCUGUCCGUUUCUCUGCCCCGCACCUGCCUGAUGUCCCCCGGGCGGAGAGCUUCACUCCUCCUCUUCAGAUCGUCACUGACUGCUGUCCGUCAGGUGGCCGAGACUCCCCAGAGGAGCUUGAUGUGGAUGAUUCAGCUCCAGACCCCGGCUCUAGCCCCCAGUCCAUGGUCUCCUCAAAUGAUGCAGACGAGACAGACAGCACAAAGCAGCCUGGAGCUAGCAUGCUGGUUCAGCUAGCUACCAACCAAAGUGCAGGAUUAUCCGGAACAGUGGGUCAGACCUUGAUACUUAAAAAUGAUGCCCAGCAGUAUUUCCAGUUCCCUAGCUUGCGCACAAUGAGCAAAGUCAGCUGGUGUUUCCUGAAAUACACCAAACCCAACAGCACCCAGGCCACUCUGCGUGGCUCCGUCUACAGUUCAUGGUGCGUCAACUCAUACAAUCCAAACCCUUUGAACCUCAGUACCAAGGCUGCGCUGGCCCUGCUCAGGUCCAAACAGAGGAAAGGCACAGAUUUGCUGUUCACAACAGCAGCCUUGUCCCCACCCAGCUCUGGGAAACUGGUGUCAUCUGUGGCCUGGAAGCUGAGGUUUGAUCAGUUGAAGCCCGAGCUGAUGCCUGUCGACGUCUGUAACUUUGGGAGGAAGAUGAAGGGAGUGGUGUCCUGGGAGCGGUCAAAGGAGGAGCAGGUGGAGAAGGAGGUCUCCGUCAAACCAGCCACCACCGAGCCGACCCGAAUCAAGAUCUUCGAAGGCGGGUACAAAUCCAACGAGGACUACGUGUACGUGCGCGGCCGCGGUCGCGGGAAAUACAUCUGCGAGGAAUGUGGCAUCCGCUGUAAGAAGCCGAGCAUGCUGAAGAAACACAUCCGCACGCACACCGACGUCCGGCCGUACGUCUGCAGGUUCUGCAACUUCGCCUUCAAAACUAAAGGUAACCUGACAAAGCACAUGAAGUCUAAAGCUCAUAUGAAAAAGUGUCUGGAGUUAGGCGUCUCCAUGUCUUCGGUCGAGGACACGGAGGCGGACGACGGAGAUGUAGGAGAUGAAGGUCAGAGGUCAUCAGAGCAGGCGUGCAGGCGGGCGCUGGUCGAUCAUCAGUUCUCCGACGCCGACGACUCAGAUGGCGUCGAGGAUGACGGCGACGACGACGAAGACGAGGAGGAUGACGAGUACGACGGCGACUCCACCCCGAGGACGCGCUCGCGCUCCACAUCCCCGCAGCCGUACGGUCUGCCUGCGCUGUCAAUCACCGCCGUGGCCGCCUCCCACUCCUCGCCCCACCCCGCCUCCAACCUCCUGGGGAACGCCCACAAGCCGCCGCUGUUCGGCUACUUUACCACGGUGCCAAGCAUCCACGUCACGUCGCAGGCUCCGCCCGGCGACCCGGCAACGGAGCGAGGUCAGGACUAUCAUGGCCAGCAGAGGGCGCAGGCGAGCAGGCUCUUGGCUCCGCCCUCCUCGUCCAUGGAUGAAGACUUCUCCCUUUUCUCUCCGGAUUUCUCCUCCCCCUCCUCACGCCUGUCCUCACCCGGGCUCGACCUCUCCGCCUGCCCGUCGCCAAACUCACCCUCCUCGUCGCCGUCGGCGCGCCGCUACCUCUCCCCGCGCCGUGACCUUUCACCCCACACCCGACACCUCUCGCCUCGCCGCGACGCCUCCCCCCUGCGUCACGUCUCGCCCAAGAGAGAGCUGGGGGUGGGCGGAUUCCGGCGAGACGUCUCCCCCAGGAGGAGUCACCUGUCGCUGCUGUCGCCUCUGAGUCGACCCACGUCGCCUGGGGGGCGGGACUACAAACGCGACCUUUCACCCCGGGGUCGACACAGGGGCGUGAUCAGGCCUCUCUCUCCUCGCAGAGGAAUCCACCAGCACCUGCUCCACCAGAGUCAGCAGAGUGCAGCGAGGACCUUGAGGCCGAGUCACCACACGGGGGCGUCGGUGCAGGGAGAGUCUGUAGGACGUCGCAGAACCAGCGUCGACAUGGAGACGGAAGUUUGUCCAGGUUUGUCGUCAGCGGGGGAGCGUCGUCAUGGUAACAGGUCCAGCCCCCCUCACCAGGUCCUCUUCAGUCACCUCCCUCUUCACUCUCAGCUCCAGGUUCGUUCUCCGUAUCCAAUGAUCCCCAUCGGAGGAAUCCAGAUGGUUCAGUCCGUCCCCGCCUCCCUCACCACUCCUCUGUCCCAGCAGGGGGCGCAGCACGCCGCCGCAGCAGAGGACUCAACCACUGGCAGCAACGCUGGUCCUCCUCAUUACACCUCCUUCAUCGAGAGACGCGGAGGAGCAGUAGGAGGAGGUGGGGAGUGGCUUAGGGAGACUUCAUCCCCUCGCUUGUCCUUGCAGGAGAAGGAAGGAGGCGGAGUCAGGCAGGAGCCGGAGGAGGGAAUCCAGACCUGCACCAAAGCCAUCGCUUCACUCUGCAUCGACUCUGAGGAGUCAGCAGAGAAACGAGGAGGAGAUGAGGGGAGACCUCCGUCCUCCUCGUCCACUUCGUCCCUCGACUCCCAGCUGCAGCUUCUCUGUCCGUCCUCUGUGUCUCCGUCUCCUCCUGAGACUCAGCACUUUAGCAGCCUGGAGCUCAGGCCUCCUCACCCGUCCCUACCUUGCUCCCCUCACUCAUCCUCCUCCGCCUCGCCAAGCCCCGCCCCUGACGGCCUCCAGCCGCCUCCCACAGCAUCCCAACCCCUUAAGCCGGAGCAGGAAACGGAAAUUACGAAGAGAAGCAAAGAGGCGUCGUAGAAGGAGAAGAGGAGGAGGAAGAGGAGGAGGAUUUUUUUGUCUUUUUUGGGAUAAAAGGAAGGGAUGACGUGCAAGAGAGAAAACACAAAUAUACUGAUUCUUUUUUGUUAAAAAUGAAAAGUGACUUCUGCAACACACACACACACACGCACACAC